Sinocyclocheilus rhinocerous is the source of this 2628-nucleotide messenger RNA. Its product is annotated as double-strand break repair protein MRE11A-like. NCBI's taxonomy places the organism in Eukaryota, Metazoa, Chordata, Actinopteri, Cypriniformes, Cyprinidae. Gene Ontology annotation, biological process: double-strand break repair via nonhomologous end joining; mitotic G2 DNA damage checkpoint signaling; mitotic intra-S DNA damage checkpoint signaling. The transcript has 20 exons. Gene Ontology annotation, molecular function: 3'-5'-DNA exonuclease activity; single-stranded DNA endonuclease activity; manganese ion binding. The coding region runs from base 334 to 2415 and encodes 693 amino acids. Gene Ontology annotation, cellular component: site of double-strand break; nucleus; Mre11 complex. The record is from RefSeq and is a predicted model, not a curated record.
GAAGUAGGAGGGACAAAAUUGCUUCCAUGUGAACGUGAUUUAAUGAGCGCUUUAAUUCGUUUUAUAGGUAAAAUGUUAUUUAUUUUGCUUUGAAUGAACAAUCUGAGCAGGCACAAUAUUUCAAGUCCUGUCUGAAACACUUUGCAGCAGCUUUAUUUAGUACAGUUUUAGAAUUAAAUCUACUCCACGCAUGUUUAUGAGGAAAUGAUGGCAUGUACAACAUGUAUCUAGUCUGCAGCUUUCUCUGCGUUAAAGUAUAAUAACUUUAGAUCAAGAUCAACAGAUUUGGAUCUUUUUCUGAUCAGCGUCAUCGACAUUUUCAGUAUCUACAGUAUGACAUCAGCUGGAAACACCAUUGACGACGAGGACACGUUCAAGAUCCUCAUUGCUACUGACAUUCACCUUGGUUAUCUAGAGAAGGAUGCCAUUAGAGGAAACGACACGUUCGUUACCUUUGACGAGAUCAUGAAGCAAGCCAUGCAAAAUGAGGUUGACUUUGUUUUGCUGGGUGGGGAUCUGUUCCAUGACAAUAAACCAUCUCGCAAGACUAUGCACUGCUGCAUAGAGGUGAUGAGGAAGUACUGCAUGGGUGACCGGCCAAUCAUCUUUGAAAUCCUAAGUGAUCAGGCUGUCAAUUUCAGCCACAGCAAAUUUCCAUGGGUGAACUACUUGGACACUAAUCUCAACAUCUCCAUCCCUGUCUUCAGUGUGCAUGGUAACCAUGAUGACCCAACUGGGACUGAUGGCCUAUGUGCUAUAGACCUGUUGAGCUGUGCUGGUCUGAUCAAUCAUUUUGGCCGCAGUCGUUCAGUGGAGAAACUUGAGAUCAGUCCAGUUCUUCUGCAGAAAGGAAACACCAGGAUUGCACUGUAUGGCAUUGGUUCCGUUCCAGACGAGAGACUCUACCGGAUGUUCAUCAAUAACCAGGUGACCAUGCUUCGGCCCAGGGAGGAUGAAGAUGGCUGGUUCAACUUGUUUGUCAUCCAUCAAAACAGGAGUAAGCACGGGGCGACUAACUACAUCCCUGAACAGUUUUUGGAUGAUUUCCUGGAUUUGGUGGUGUGGGGUCAUGAGCAUGAGUGUAAAAUUGCUCCAGUCCGUAACGAACAGCAGCUCUUCUAUGUCACACAACCUGGCAGCUCCGUCAUCACCUCGCUGUCACCAGGAGAAGCGGUCAAAAAGCACAUUGGGUUAUUGAGAGUGAAAGGUAAAAAAAUGAAUCUUCAGAAAAUUCCUCUACAGACCAUCAGGCAGUUCUUCAUUCAGGAUGUGACACUCUCAGAGCACCCUGACCUUUUCAGACCAGAGCAACCCAAUGUCAUGCUCAAAGUCAUGGCUUUCUGCCAGGAGAAGGUUGAAGAGAUGCUUGAAGAGGCAGAGAGACAGAGACUUGGAAAUCCUCUAACUCCUGAGAAACCUCUCAUCAGACUACGAGUAGAUUAUAGUGGGGGUUUUGAAGUUUUUAACACUAUGCGCUUUAGUCAGAAAUUUGUAGAUCAAGUGGCAAAUCCCAAAGACAUCCUGCAUUUCAUCAGACACAGAGAGUCCAAAGACAACAUUAAAGAAGAAUGUAUGGACUUUGAAGCACUUCUUUCUCGUCCCACCUCUGAGGUCUUACAGCUGAGAGUGGAAGAUCUUGUGAAGGAAUACUUUCAGACAGCUGAGAAGAUUCAACAAUUUCGAGACUCAAAGAGAAACACAGCAGAAGAGGAUGAGGAAGUACAAGAGGCUAUAAUUCGUGCAAAAGCUCAUAGGGACCACAGAGAUUCUGUGAGAGAUGAUGACCUCAACCUAUCAGAUGAGCCAGCUGACAUUGCUGUGGAGUCAGAUGAAGAGUCCAUUCAACAAUUUCGAGACUCAAAGAGAAACACAGCAGAAGAGGAUGAGGAAGUACAAGAGGCUAUAAUUCGUGCAAAAGCUCAUAGGGACCACAGAGAUUCUGUGAGAGAUGAUGACCUCAACCUAUCAGAUGAGCCAGCUGACAUUGCUGUGGAGUCAGAUGAAGAGUCCACUUCUGCUCCUACAAUCCGUGGAAGGGGGCGUGGCUCCAGAGGUGCAAUCAAAAGAGGAAGAGCAAGAGGUGCUGCCUCAAAGUCAGGGCGGGGUGGACAUGGACAAAAAGGAUCUCUCUCAAGUGCACCGACAACCAAGUCAAUAAUGGAUGCAUUCCAGGCUUCAAGCCAGAGGACCUCUCGUGGAAACACACCAAAGUCGUAUGCUGAAGAGAUCACCAUAGAGGACAGUGACUCAGAUGAGAAUGUUGCAUUUUUAAAAUGUUCCAGGCCAAAACAAAAGCUGACUUCAUUAAGCGCCAGUAAGAGGGGCUCCCAGAGCCAGUCUUUUAAAGGAGUAUGCUUUGAUGACGAUGAGGAUGAGUUUGAUCCAUUCAAGGGGACAAGACAGCAGCGCAGAUAAGAAAAGAAUCCCAAUUGCUUGUCAACUAAUGAAUCCACUUCUUUUUUGCAGAGAUCUGAGUAAACUAGUUUGUUAAAGGUUAACUUGCCUAAAGUUGUUUUAAAAGCUUUGUUCAACAUCUAACACCUAGCAAUGUUGUCUUUUAUACUGGUAUUUUAUUGUCCCAGAGAAAAAGUGUGUUAAUGUCUGAAUAAAAGUGUUUAUGUCUGUUCC